This is a messenger RNA of Eleginops maclovinus (Patagonian blennie), 4143 nucleotides long. RefSeq lists its product as uncharacterized. NCBI's taxonomy places the organism in Eukaryota, Metazoa, Chordata, Actinopteri, Perciformes, Eleginopidae. The coding region runs from base 73 to 798 and encodes 241 amino acids. The record is from RefSeq and is a predicted model, not a curated record. The transcript is spliced from 5 exons.
UCUAUCUUCAAAGAUCUUUGUUCUGAUUUACAGUGGUUUCAGAAAGUUCAGAAUAGCAUACCAUGUAUCGAUAUGAUCAAAAUCACUUGUGAAUCAGACUUCCUGCUGCUGUUUGGUGCUGAAACAGCCUCCAAGAAGCUUGAGAAGUGGGACACGUCAUUCAAGCCCAAGGUCAUCAAAGAGGCCAAAGAGCUGACUCAGUCAACUGAGCUGGGCCGACUUCUAAAAGCUGCAGAGAAACUCACAGAGAACGAUGCAAAUGACUGGGACAGUGACAUGGCUUCUCUGCUGCUGCUUCUCCAUCUAUUGCCACCCACAGCUGGACGAAAGAGGAGAACCAAAAUAAGUGCUAGUGAUGCAGUGGACAAAAUGGUGCACUUUCACAAGUCAUGCUGCAGUAUUGAUGAACACCUGCAAGAAAGAGAGGGUAAACAACCAUACAUCCUCGCUGUUGGCCGAACCCAGAACAGGAUUGAAACCUUCUAUAUUGCCGUUGACAAACAGCUCAUCCCCUGCCAAGCCACCGGCUCACUGAGUGCCUUUGAUGAACUGUUUGAAUCCCACUACGUGUUCAACCUGUCUUAUGAUGAGUCCUUGGUCCAGCUCUACACUUUCCUGCAGACGACAAUCUAUAACAUCGAUAUUGCUAACACGACUGAGCCCACAAGAGUGUUAAAACAGAAGUCCAUCAUGAACUUCUACCAGAGAAGUCCUGCUGGACAACCGAGUUUCACAAGAUUCACAGUAAACUUCAUGGAAACGAAUCAUCUGUGUCCUGGGAUUUUUGGGAGUGUUUAAGCUGAAUGGAAACAUAGCCCAUGACAGUGAAAAGACUGCAACACAGCCAUCAUACGGAGCUACUCAAUAUCAAGAGAUAAGCGGCUAACAGCACAGCUUCUAGAAUCCGGCUACUGGACUGUACAUGGCAUGGGAUCGCCUCAACAAAAUAUAUGGCUCACCAAAGGCCGUCGAACAGGCUCUGUUCAGCAAACUGGAAAACUUUCCAAAGCUCACAACAAAGGAUCCACAGAGACUGCGGGAUCUAGCCGAUCUGUUGUGAGAGCUACAAGCCGCAAAGGAAGAUGGCUACCUCGCAGGCUUGUCGUAUUUGGAUACCUCCAGAGGAAUUAAGCCUAUCAUUGAGAAACUCCCAUACAACAUACAAGAAAAGUGGCUAUACUUCGGGACAAGAUACAAACAAGAACAUUUUGUUAGCUUCCCACCUUUCUCCGUGUUGGUAAACUUCAUUCGCUCAGAGGCAAAGGCGCGCUCAGAUCCAAGCUUAAACCUCUUUACGCAAGCCCCGGCAGAGAGAAACAACAAAUGCGAGAGGCCCACAAAGACAUCUGUAUAUGUCCACAAGACGCAGGUCUCAGGAACUGCCAAGUCUGAGUCUAAAGUAAGAAGAGAACGAAUUGACCAAGAUAAACACUGCCCAUUGCACAAAAAGCCCCACCCUCUGAGGAAAUGCAGAGGCUUCCGUGAGAAGAGCAUAGACCAGGGGUGCCCAACCUUUUUUGAACCAAGAUCUACUUUUAAAGUUGAUAGUAUGUUGAGAUCUACCAAGCCAUAUCGAAAGCCAUAGCGUAGCCACAAUUAAUUGUGCACCUAUAUAAUAACACAAUGUUCUGACACAAAGAUCAAGUUUUAACCAUAAUAAUACAUUUAUUGAACUAAAUGUACGUCGUGCAAAGAAUAAGCACAAGUAGGCCUAGGACUGGCCCGUAACAACACAACAACAUACAAACCAAUUAAUACAAUGGCUAAUUCAAGUUGGAAAAGUGGUUCUCUACCUUAGUGGGACUUCUGGCACUGAGAGGAGGAAGCUAGUCUCUCAUAGUCCGGACAGUAGGAGCUGAGUGCCAGCCGUAAGCAGGCCGCAAGGUGGUCAUCAGUCAUGGUGGAUCUGUAUUUUGACUUAAUGAUUUUCAUAUGUGAAAAGGCAGACUCACACAAAUAUGUUGAUCCAAAAAGUGCAGUCAAAUUCUUUGCAGUUUGUCUGAGGUUGGGGUACUUCUCUUUCUGCAUUAGAUUCCAGAAUUGGACAUUUGUGUCAGAGGUGUAGCUCUUGAUUUGAGCUCAAUGUCAUUAUUUAGUGUGAGCAUCUCAUUCUCAAUAGCACCGCUAUCCAGGUUGAAGAGUGAUGCCACUUUGGACGUUAUACAAUCCACAUCUAUAUUUUCCCCAAAUGGAAAACUGAGAAAACUCACAACAGGCUCAAUGGAUGCAAAGUCAGUAAAGCGCCUGUCAAAUUCUGACAAGAUGCUUUGCACUUGAUCAUCAUAACUUGCACUCUCAAGCUCCACACAGUCUUUGCCCUGACGCUUAAGUUCUGUGUCCAUGUGUGGAAAGUUCCGCAGAUCACACUGUUGCAACCUGCUUGAUAGCAGCAGCAACUUGCUUUUAAAGGUGUUCACGGAGCUGAUCAUGCUGAUGAUGUGUUUGUUCUUACCCUGCAGCUCUAGAUUCCAGUUAUUGAGCUUGUCAGUCAGAUCAGUAAGAAAGGCGAAAUCCAAGAGCCACUGACUGUCUUCUAGCUGUGCAUUCAGCAUGGUUUGAACGUUUCAGAAAUUCUUUAAUUUCGGGCAACAAUUUAGAAAAGCGUUCCACCUUACGUCUGUGUGCAGCAGCAGAUCUGUGUGUUCUGCACCGGUCCCCUCCAGUUGCGCACGGAAUAAUUGCCUCUGCAGACUCCUGGCCCAAACAGAACACGCAAUCUUGUUAGCCACAUCCAUCACGUCUUUCAUAUUUAAAAUCUUCCCGCACAACCCUUUCUGGUGAAUCCAGGAAAGAUUCAGACUUUUUGUACAAUCCAAUGAACCCAGCAGUACGUCCAAUCAUUGCUGGAGCCCCAUCGGUUGUAAUGGUGACAAGUUUGAAGAGGGGCAACUUGCACUUACUAACGAAUUCCAUAAAAACCUGAAAAAUAUCUGUGCCUCUUGUGUGCCCUUUCAAAUGCAAAAUGGUCAGCAGCUCUUCUUUUACACUCAUAUUGUCGAAAACCAUUCUAAUGAACACAAAUAGCUGAGCCACAUCCACAGUAUCAGUGGAUUCAUGGAAUUACAGAGAAAAACACAUGUGUCAAUAUCAUUCCUCAAUUGCUGUUCAACAUCCUCCGCCAUUCCCUCUCAUUGCCGUGUAACAGAAUUUCUUGAUAGCUGCACAUCCUGAAUAGCAGACACAAUCUCCUUUCGAUUUUUAAAAUCGGCAAAAAGCGAAUCUGCGGCUUCUAUGAACGCUUCUUUCACAAUCUCACCAUCUGUGGCGUCAAACAAGUGUGAGCAUAGGACCAGCAUCUGUGGAGGAACUCCAGGCCUGAAGGGGGCAAAGAGAGCUCACCCAGACACUCAACAGACAGUAUGCAACCCAUGUUUCUGGAGGGACCGAUUUCACCUGCGCACCUCUAAUCAAGCAUGAGUAUAAAAUGUUUGGAGUUAGCUCGGGGAGCCCUCUCUGCUCGGUCUCCUCAGCCUACUGACAGCUCAUGUUCAACCACAGACGCAACUGGUAUGGACUUCAAAUAUUUAGUUUGAAAGAAUCAUUUGUUUGCUGUUUUCUGUUUGAUUUUGAUCUGUUUUGAAUUUAAAUGAGAUGUUUAGUUUAAUGAUCAUGAUUGAUGCGUACUGAUGUGGAAUGUAAUUUGCCCUUUUGUUUCUUAAAGGGUAUCCACCUAUUCUUCCUCUGGAAUUUCACUUUGUGCCAUCAAUCUAAAAGAAAAUAAAUCACCAGAACGGAACAGAGUUGUCCCCUUGCAUCAUUUGUGUUGAACAAGCCGUUUUCAAGUUUGGGCAGAGCUGAAUCUGAAUCUUAACAUCUGGAUAACUUGACACCAUCCUUGAAAGAUUUCUUUCCUUUUGCAAGAACACGACAGACACGAUAAGAAGCUAUGGUUGCCUUACUCGUGGUAUUGGGCCUGGUAAAAAUGGACUGUUGUGCUGCUAGCUGACUUUUCAAUUCCUUGACUUUUCGGGCGCGCAGUGGUGAUUUAGCUGGGAAGUUUGUAUCGUACCUCUUGUGGACCGUUUUGAAAUGCCGCUCCAAAUUCCCUUUCUGUGGUAGAGACACAUUUGCAUUGCAGAUAAGACAGAUGGACUGGGUAAGUUUUUUAGAUUUUUUUUAGCUUCUGCCGCCAUGGUAGUAUCC